Molecule: messenger RNA, 1527 nt
Organism: Penicillium arizonense
Lineage: Eukaryota; Fungi; Ascomycota; Eurotiomycetes; Eurotiales; Aspergillaceae
Gene: rfeD
Exons: 5
Coding region: 1-1527 (508 amino acids)
Source: RefSeq, a predicted model, not a curated record
AUGCCUCCUCGAAGCUCACUGACUAGCUCCUUUUCGGUCACUGAUGCCAAUAAUGAAGUGGUCUGUCCGUUGAAGAAUAACGACGGCUCCAAUUGUCGCAAGCGAUGCUUGGGUGAAAAGCGCUAUCGCUCCAUGCAGGAGCAUAUUCGACGUGCGCAUCCGAACCACUACAUCCCGAAGCUCCCGGCUACCGAAGAGAGCUUCCUGCUGAUGGUGAACACCCCGCCCGAGCAACGUGUGCAGCUGUCUCCCCCAGAACCCGCGCAACCCCGGCGGCCUCAAGAUGUGGCGCCGGAUAGGGACGUUUACGUCGCUGAUGCCGGAUCCCCCGCGACCCCUCGAGCUCACGAUGAACCCCACCCAGCUGCUGCUACGGCGGCGGUUGCUCUAGCACAAUUGCACCACCAUCGCCUGGCGUCUGACUGGGAUACAGACAUGGAAACCCAUUCGGAUACCGACUUGAGCCAACCUCGCAUGCGCUCCACGAUCGAACUUCCCUCACUCCGCGAUCACUUCAAGCAGGAAUCUCUUCCGCCAUUUUCGUCGCCUCGCCCGCGUGAACUGCUUCCGUCUAUUCUCAAUCAUUCUCCGCCCGGUCGCUCAUCCACAUUACCGCCAAUUCAACGACGAGACAAGUUUUCUCGGCCGCGCAAAUCUUCCAUCACGCAAUCUGCGCGGAAACCGAAACAGGAUCGGCCCAAGUCGAAAGAAUUUGGACGGCGACCAAGCCUGGGCGACCGCAAGGCCCUUUCUGCGGAACCACAAACUGCAGCGUGGGCGCAAGGCAAGCGAUGGGAAGAUUUGAUCGAGGCAGCGACGUCAGCAACCGAAGCAGAUGAUGAGCGUUACUCAGAGGCUGGUCGGUCUCCAACGAUUGCCCCACUACUCUCCAACGUGACGUCUGCUCCUGCUGUGAAAAAUCGUUCUUCGCUACCACCCGCUUUCCAGUCAGCAGGAUUGCCUCCACUUUCAUCGCAUCGGCAGUUUACUCCUCACAGCUAUGCUGCUUCGCCUUUGCACAAAGCAUUGACCCCACCACCGUUCGAGAACCAUCGCAACCGGGACAGCGACUUGGAGCCGUUCCCAUCUAUUGAAUCAUCGCUCGAUUCCAUGUCUUCAGCAUCGGGUAGAAAUCUGUCGGGAGCAUCGGGAAUAGCGCCCUCGAUAAACUCUGAUUCCAGCCCAACAAUGGGUUUGAUACCGCCAAUUUCUCAACGCCAACAUCAUCGGUUCUCCAAUCCUACACCAUCGUCUUUCCGCAACAAAGAGGUUCAGGUCUUUUGCGCUAACUGCAAGCGACCAUCUGCGCUGAACGAAUGCUAUGCUUGUACAGAGUGUAUCUGUGGAGUGUGCCGCGACUGUGUGGGCAUGUUUAUUUCGAGUCCACCCGUCUCAUUUCGAACCCCGGGCAACGGUCUAUUGAACAACAUGCAGCACGGGCCGACAAGUUACCCCGGCCCUCGUGGGUGCCCACGAUGUCGAACAAUAGGAGGAAAAUGGAAAGCAUUCCAGAUCGACAUCAAGUGA